Messenger RNA from Parastagonospora nodorum SN15, 960 nucleotides. RefSeq lists its product as hypothetical. The transcript has 2 exons. Lineage: Eukaryota; Fungi; Ascomycota; Dothideomycetes; Pleosporales; Phaeosphaeriaceae. The coding region runs from base 1 to 960 and encodes 319 amino acids. The record is from RefSeq and is a predicted model, not a curated record.
AUGCAAUCUGCGCAGCCCAUGCUUUCGCACUACUGUAACUGCACCUACAACACUCCCGUUACUUACAGCCCUGCCAUUUUCUCUCAGAACAUCUCUUGCGCCCAUUGCGGCUCCAUAUCAACUGGCAUCAACGUUCGAGGAAAAGCAGAAGAGCAAGCGAACAUGCAGCAUGAAGAACUUACACGACUGUUCACUGCUCAGAUGAGCCUUUCCCAGACAGCCACACAGCAACCUGCCCAGGAUGUGCAACAGCUAGAGCCGGCGCCCAAGCAAAUUGUCUACGCUUCUCAACACUACACGCACUCUCACCAUGUUGCUCCGACUCGCCCCGCAUCCGAAGCGCUGGUAAAGACGCACAUUGAGCCCUCGGACCUCAGCGCAAUACUUCUGCGCAACAGUAUUGACCCUGUCCUACUCUUUCCUUCUCAGCUUGAGCUCUUCCAGAACGCAGACGAUGACCAGCGACUGCGUUUACUUGAGCUAUGGCGGAUUUCCCCGCCCGCUGGUCGCCAAGGGUACCCAGACGGUAGUGACUACAACAUGUCAAGACAGUUGUACGAUUGGCCACCUACCUCUCUCGCGCAAGAAGAGGCCAUGGCAAAACUGCGCUACGAACGAAUGGAGCAAGAUUCUGCUCAGCAAUCUUCGCAGCAGUCAGCCGUACAAGAUACGAGUACAAUUGCGUUAGCUGAUUCGCCACAUACGCAGAGUGCAGAACCCUACAUGACGUCGGGCUAUGAGAUGAUGGCAAGGCGCGAAUACGACAAGUCGGCACAUACUGAGGCUCCAUUGAGAGAGUCGAGUACAUACAACAAAGCCACUGAUCCUGUGUACAAUGGAGGCUUAUGGCAGAAGAAUGUUGGAAGCGUGUUGGAUAUGGAGAACCAGUACGGUGCGUAUGCUUAUGCAAGAGAGUAUGGAAUACAGCCGUCUUAUGCCGAUGAAGAAAUGGUCAUGUGA